Messenger RNA from Oryza sativa Japonica Group (Japanese rice), 2237 nucleotides. RefSeq lists its product as hypothetical. Lineage: Eukaryota; Viridiplantae; Streptophyta; Magnoliopsida; Poales; Poaceae. The record is from RefSeq and is a predicted model, not a curated record.
CCGCGGCGCGGACCGGCAUGUCGGGCGCGCGCAUACACCAGCAAAUUGCCAAAUCCUAGCGUCGAAAGCGCCCCCAGACCACGAGCCAGUCAGAGACGGAUCUGGCCGGCCGAUGCGCGCGUGAGGCAUCGUCAGCCAGAGCCAGCUAGUGUGUUUGUGUGUGUCACUGUGGUGGUGUGUGGCCUGUCACCUCACCUGAUCCAACACAAGCGCGAGGAGGCGAAGGCGAUGCUGCAGCGGUUGGGCAUCGGGGGCCGCGCGGCGGAGGAGACCGAGCCGGCGCGCUUCGCCUUCGCCGACGCCCUCCCGGCAUGGCCGCAAGGUGGUGGGUUUGCGACGGGGAGGAUCUGCGUGGGGGAGCUGGAGCUCGCGGCGGUCACCGCGUUCGAGAAGAUCUGCGCCCUGUCGGCGACGAAGGGCGGCGGCGGCGGCGUCACGUUCUACAGGCCGGCCGGCGUGCCGGGGGGGUUCUCCGUGCUCGGCCAUUACUGCCAGUCCAACACACGCCCGCUCCACGGCCACCUGCUCGUCGCCAAGGCGGUGGCGGGCAAGCCGGAGUCGGAGUCGCUGCCGCCUCUCCGGCCGCCGCACGACUACGAGCUCGUGUGCGCGUUCCGCGCCGAUGGCGUCGGGGAGGACAGGAAGUCUUGCCGUGGGUACGGCCGCACCGGCGCCUACUUCUGGCUUCCCGUGCCGACGGAUGGGUACCGGGCGCUCGGGCUGCUCGUCACGGCUGAGCCCGACAAGCCGCCGCUCAGGGAGGUGGCGUGCGCCCGCGCGGACCUCACCGACGAGUGCGAGCCCCACGGGUCGCUGCUGCAGCUCCAGCUCGUGGGGCAAUCGGCGUGCUGGUCGUCGUCGACGGUCCCAGCGGCGUUCGCCCUGCGUGGCAUCAGGCCGACGCACCGGGGGAUGUGGGGGCGGGGCAUCGGCGCCGGGACGUUCUGCUGCGGCGCGGUGGGGCUGUCGCCGCGGGAGCAGGGCAUGGCGUGCCUCAAGAACGUGGACCUCGACCUGUCGGCGAUGCCGACGCUGGAGCAGGCGCACGCGGUGAUCCGCCACUACGGCCCGACGCUGUACUUCCACCCCAAGGAGGUGUACCUCCCGUCGUCCGUCUCCUGGUUCUUCAAGAACGGCGCCGCGCUGUGCAAGAAAGGGGAGGACGCCGCCGUGGAGCUCGACGUUGAGGGGUCCCACCUCCCGUGCGGCGAGUGCAACGACGGCGAGUACUGGAUCGGCCUGCCGGACGGCAAGCGUGGGGAGUCCAUCAUCUACGGCGACAUCGACAGCGCGGAGCUGUACGCGCACGUGAAGCCGGCGAUGGGCGGGACGUGCACCGACGUCGCCAUGUGGGUGUUCUGCCCGUUCAAUGGCCCGGCCAGGUUCAAGUUGGGGCCGAUCACCAUCCCGCUCGGCAAGACCGGGCAGCACAUCGGCGACUGGGAGCACUUCACGCUCCGCGUCAGCAACUUCACCGGCGAGCUCAUGGCCGUCUACUUCUCGCAGCACAGCGGCGGGCGGUGGGUGGACGCGUCCGCGCUCGAGUACACCGCGGGGAACAAGCCGGCGGUGUACUCCUCCCGGAACGGCCACGCCAGCUACCCGUUCCCGGGCGUGUACCUGCAGGGGUCGGCGGCGCUCGGGAUCGGCAUCCGGAACGACGCGGCGCGGAGCGAGCUGGCCGUGGAUUCCAGCGCCAAGUACAGGAUCGUGGCGGCGGAGUACCUCGGCGAGGGCGCCGUGGAGGAGCCGCGGUGGCUCAACUUCAUGAGGGUGUGGGGGCCGACGGUGGUGUACAAGUCGAGGCAGAGGAUGGAGCGGAUGACGAGCGCGAUGCACCGCCGGCUGAGGAGCCCCGCAGAGAGGAUGCUGAACAAGCUGCCCAACGAGCUGUCCAGGGAGGAGGGGCCGACGGGGCCCAAGGAGAAGAACAACUGGGAAGGGGACGAGCGAUGGUAGGAGGCUGAGGAUUUGUCAUUUGUGCUUUGGUGUGUCUGUUUGUUUCGUUUUGGUUCAGGUGUUUUACGGUUACUGGAGCAGCUUGUACUGUGACAGAGAUGUAGUACUACGUGAUUAUUAUUCAUGAUUGAGGGAACAGAUUUGCUAUUGUUUGUACUUUGUAGGCUAUUAUUAUACUGUCCACUACUACUACAGUACGUGAGAACAAGGGACUACCUACUUGAGUAUUUUGUCAAACCGAUUUUGUUUCGAUUAGUAAUCCAGUAUGGUUGCAACCA